Fusarium keratoplasticum is the source of this 1302-nucleotide messenger RNA. Its product is annotated as CMP/dCMP-type deaminase domain-containing protein. Lineage: Eukaryota; Fungi; Ascomycota; Sordariomycetes; Hypocreales; Nectriaceae. The record is from RefSeq and is a predicted model, not a curated record. The coding region runs from base 1 to 1302 and encodes 433 amino acids. Gene Ontology annotation, molecular function: tRNA-specific adenosine-34 deaminase activity. The transcript has 2 exons. Gene Ontology annotation, cellular component: nucleus; cytoplasm.
AUGACCACCCCUGAUCCAGCUGUCGAGGCGCCAGCCGCCGAGGUCUCGCCUGCCCAAGAGGGAGUCGAGACAUCCCAGCCCACCAAGCCCGAGAUUCGUGGGCCUUCUGAGAUUGUUCCGAAUGUUUUGAUCGACGAUCUCAGGGAAAGCCACACCAACCGCGGCGUUUUGAUCCCCCUCAAAACAACUCAGGAAGUCCGACAAGACCACACCAUCACUCAUGCCUUCAUUACACGAGCGCCAACCAAGCAGGCCAACGAGGUCAUCACGGCUUUGCGUAACAUGCGACCUGAUGAUAGCGCUAACCCCCUACCUCAUCUUCGCAGAUGCGCCAAACCUGCAGACCUUCCCGCCCAUCUCAAGACACAGUUCAUGAACGACACCUCAGUCGGUCGUCAGAUCCACACGGCCAAGUCAACAUGGAUAUAUAUCAUUGUCGGAGAGGUCAAGGACUUCACCCGAGAGGAGCUUUCUACCGUGCUAUCUCCCAUCGAAGGCAUGGAGCAAGACCUCUUUAUCGCAAAGAUCCCUAUCCCACUCCUCGCACCCACAUCUCAGGUCCAGGCCGCCAUGUGGUCUUCCCAGUUUUGGCCUACGGUCUACCGAAAGAACAAUCCCCUUGGCCCGCACCCUAGCAUGGUGGCCCGUGGAACCGAGGAGAUCAAAGAAGAUGCCUCUGUUUGGAUGGCGCUGGCACACCGCGUCGCUCUACAGGCCAAGGAAUCUGGAAUCGGCGAAGCGAUGGGUGCUGUGAUCGUCCAGAGAGAUGCGGGCAAGGUUGAACUUGUUGGACUUGCUGGAGACGCUCGCCGACACCAGGAAUGCGGCCUGCUAGACGGCACAAGCAACCCUAUGACACACUGCGUCGUUCGUGCUAUUAGCAUGGUGGCUCAGAAGCUAGUCAGGCACGAAAGAAGGGCUGCUGGUCUGCCCGUACAGACGCCCAAUCUCGAAUACGACGCCUUUCAGGACGGCCCGCUCCUCGAGAUAGAGAAACAAUGCUUCGAACAGGAGCAUCCGAACAAGGACGGGUACCUUUGCCACGGGCUAGAGCUCUAUGUCACGCACGAGCCCUGUAUUUCAUGCUCAAUGGGCAUUCUUCAUUCUCGCAUGGGCAAGGUCGUGUUUGCCACGCACAUGCCUCGCAGCGGAGGACUGAGCUCAGAUGAUCGUCCGGAUGGAGGUGGACGAGGACUGGGGCUCUUCUGGAGACGAGAGCUCAACUGGAGCUUGAUGGCGUGGGAAUGGGAACGUGACGGCGUUCCUGACCUGCCCUCUGUUGAACCCAUCACUCAUGUUUAG